Molecule: messenger RNA, 3384 nt
Organism: Penicillium verhagenii
Lineage: Eukaryota; Fungi; Ascomycota; Eurotiomycetes; Eurotiales; Aspergillaceae
Product: exoribonuclease II
Exons: 2
Coding region: 1-3384 (1127 amino acids)
Biological process (GO): mRNA catabolic process
Cellular component (GO): P-body; exosome (RNase complex)
Molecular function (GO): 3'-5'-RNA exonuclease activity; RNA binding
Source: RefSeq, a predicted model, not a curated record
AUGGUCUGGCUAAAGACUGUGGCAUUGCAAAGACUUGCAAGUGCUAAGAAUAUAGGUGCGCGAGGUGUGAUAAGGCAAAGACAAGCAACCCACCUACCGCUGCCUCCUCGCGUGUUGCGGGCUCGCUUGUUAUCGACUACAAGAGUCUUGGAAUCAGACGAUCAAGCGUCAGAACAGGGCCCGUACUCCAUUCCGUCAACACCGAUCGAUCCGUCACAGAGCCUCGUACACGCUCUCAAUAAGGCUGAACUAGAAGCCUACCAAGACAUUCGAGCAUAUCUUUCAAAUUGGCAAGCCAAUAAUCCCAACCAUUUGGAUCCCAUUUUAGAGCCAAACGAUGAUUCGAAUACUGGCCCGGUGCUGGGCUCCAUGCCUAAUGGUCGAGAAAUCCAUGGUGAAGCCGUAUGGAACGAUUCGGCCCUCACCAAAGAAGAUGAUAUCGAUGCUUCGGAGGAGUUCCAUGGCGAUAAUCUAGAGCCCGGUGACAUGGUGGCAGAGUUACUAGGGGACGGAACCUUUAGAUGGGCAAUCUACGUGCAGUCCAUCCAGAGACGUCCGCAGUUCUAUACAUCCCGUGGGAAUUGGCGUCUCUGCAAAACUCGUGAACUGGACUAUGUGAUCAAGGGCUUUGCUCCUCUGGAGCUUCUGGAUGCGAUCAAGCCAUAUUUUCCCAAAUCAGCACCCAUAAUCAAUCAAGAUAUCCAGUCCGUGCCGGAGGGAGGCGUGCCGCGGCCACUUGGUGCCCCCCUUCUGGAGAUGAUGAACAACUUCGAAGGUCACGUCCUGGACUUUUACAGAGAUCACUCGAUGAAGCUGGAUAACAUGCACAAUCUGGUGUCUGACGAUUCGGAAUUUUGUCGCUUGACUAUUGAAGAAUUGACAAUGAAAGUUCUGGACAUCGACGAGUCUCAGCUGAACAGCGUCAACCUCUUCGUUGUUCACCAAGCUGUUCGGAACAAUCCGUUUCUAAUUGAGAAGGACUCUACCUCACUGUUCAGCUUCAUGUAUCUUGUGCAACCCAAGCGGAUCUCCAGAAUAGUUCAGCAAGUCACCACUUGGGCUCACGAGCACCAAGAAUACCUCACUCGCUUCGCUAUGGGGAAGCCGAAGCAAAAUUAUCUGAAUCAGUUAGCAUCAACGACGACAGGGAUGACGGCGGAAUUUUUCCCCCAACAUCCAAUGCAGCGAUUUACCCUAAAGGCACAACGCCUGAUUCGAAUGAGUCGAAAGGUGCGGUCGCCCACAAUAAUGUCUAGUGUGGGCCCAUCAUUGCAACAGUUCGAACCUGGUGAGAAUGGCAAAGCAAUGAUGUACCGUGAGGUUUUAACGGAACAGUUUGAUCAAAAUGACAAGAUGUUUAUCGAAUACCUCCAACUUUAUGCCACCCCAUCCGUACUCAUGCCAUCGGGCACUUUGAAAUCAACGGCCUCGCAUAUCAUGCGGGUCACGGGCAUGUAUAAUACCCUCGGCCUGAGCGAGUCUUCCACUCGUAUGUUCUUGCAAGAGCUAGGCGUCAUCGCGCCGUGGGAGAAUUUGAGUCUGCUGGAUCAGACCUUGUUACUACCAGGACAUGGGGUGUCUCUCCUCGGAGAUAUGCGUUGGGAGGAGAUUGAGGAAUUGUACAGCGACUCUGCUCCACUAGUGGACUCUAUGCACCACCUUCGCAAAGACUGGGGAGAUCUGCCAGUUUACUGUAUUGACGAUAUCACCGCGCAAGAAAUUGAUGAUGCAGUCUCCCUAGAGCGCAUUCCUGGCUCAGAUGACACAUUCUGGGUCCAUAUCCACGUCGCCAACCCAACGGCUUUCUUGAAAUAUGAUGAUCCGACCAUCGAAUACGCUGCCUCUCGACUGGCAACCACAUAUGCCCCAGAGCGCACAUACCCUAUUUUCCCGGAAUCCCUUACCCAGGGACACUUCAGUCUUGCACCGGGUCGGCCAACGCUAACAUUCAGUGCAAAGAUGAACCUUGGUGGGGAGAUUCUAGAUACCGAGGUGGCAAAUGGAGUAGUGCAUAAUGUCAUCAGUGUUACGCACGGUACACUCCGGAAAUAUCUCAAUCCUGAUGCCCAUGAGAGUCAAGAAACUCUCACAGUUGGCAAAAUCAUUGAUGCCCCGUUGCCCGAGGCCAAACAGUUCCGCCAGACACUCACGCCAGAGGACAAGGACACAUUCACCACUCUACGCAAGCUUAUGCUGGGAUUCCGGACUCGGCGGCAGAGGAACGGCGCCAUGGACAUGCAGACUCUGCGUCCAAACAUAUCCCUGACAGUCCAAGCCGGUACGGUACCCCUCAAACCCUACGAUAUACAAGUUACAGAAGGAAGAUAUUAUCUUGGCGACCCGGCUAUCCAAUUACGCAUGCAGGAUUUCAAUCCGCAUGACGUCCGUGACGAGUCAAAGAACUACCUCAUCUCAAUGUUGAUGAACUUGGCUGGUCAUAUCGCUGGCCAGUUCUGCGCCACUCGCAAUAUUCCUGCUGUCUAUGACGGCACCUGGUAUGACCCGGAAUAUGGUCGUGUCACGUCCAAAAAUAUCAAAGAGUUUGGUGGCCAGAAGUUUCUGGAAUUGACCAUGCCGAAGGCAUUUUCUUCCUCUGAGCCUGUGCAUCAUCAUAUGCUUGGAUUGGAUGCAUAUGUCAAGAGCACGAGUCCGUUGCGUCGGUUCACGGAUGUGAUUGUACAUUAUCAAAUCGAGGCUGCGCUGCGUUUUGAAGCUGAACAUGGUCGUCGAUUUAAUGCAGCGGUCGAUAUGCCCGAUCCUGAGAAUGAAGAGGAAAUAAUGAAUAUUUCUCUUGAUCAGGAUCAGGCUUUGGCAGCGGAAGCUGCGAGCGAGUCUGAAAAUCCUGAGAACGAAGAGGAAAUAAUGGAUCUUUCUCUUGAUCAGGAUCAGGCUUUGGCAGCGAAAGCUGCGAGCGAGUCUGAAACGAGGCCGAAAUCUGGCAUUGAACCUUUACUCGAUUCCAACUCUCUACCACAAGCCCUCCCCUACACCAAAUCUGACAUAGAUUCCCACAUCCUUUACUCAAUCCCGAUCCGUACCCGUCUUCGCGAAGUCUCCCAAUACUCAUCCCAGCACUGGGCCUGCAUGCUUCUCUUCCGCGCAUUCUAUUUCUCGGGCUGUUCGUUGCCAGCAACUUUCCCUGUCUUACUUCGCACUCAGCGUGUCUUGCCUGAGCGGGAUGGAACCGUUUAUUCCGGUGUUAUCUCUAACCUGGGCAUCAACUGCUCUGUUACAAUUCCGGAUGAUUGUGCGGAUAAGGAUCGGAUGGACAUCUUUGGGAUUGUCGAUGCGAAGAUUACCGCUGUUAAUGUCGCUCAGCUAGAGGUUAAGAUGGAAGCUUUGAGCUUGAUAAGAGAGUAUGAGAGGGUUGGGGAGUGGGCUUAA